AUGCAUUUAGAAAGCCUGAGGAUAAAGUGGAAAGAUGAAGAAAUUGGGUUCCACAGAACCUUUGAACAGAUUGAUGCCAAGAAAAAUGACAAAAAAAGAACUUGGAAAAAAGAGAGCUUAGUCACCAUACUUUUACUAACUGCCCUUUUAUCAUUUGCUUAUUUUGUUGUUUUGCAUACUGACACUAUUUCAUUGUUUUUUCUUUUAGUUGGCCGAAUUGUUUUAGAAUUGUUUGCAGAUAUUGUACCCAAAACUGCAGAAAAUUUUCGUGCAUUGUGUACAGGAGAAAAAGGCAUUGGACCCACCACUGGGAAACCUCUCCAUUUCAAAGGAUGCCCGUUUCAUCGAAUUAUUAAGAAAUUUAUGAUUCAGGGUGGAGACUUCUCAAAUCAGAAUGGGACAGGUGGAGAAAGUAUUUACGGUGAAAAAUUUGAAGAUGAAAAUUUCUAUUACAAGCUUUUAAACCCAGACCUUUUUUUUUAUAUCAUUAAUAUGGUAGUGCACUUCUACAAUUUAGGAUUAUUUUUACAGUUGUGCAUUAUUGCAGAAUGCGGAGAAUUGAAGGAAGGGGAUGACUGGGGAAUAUUCCCUAAAGAUGGUUCUGGUGACAGUCACCCAGACUUCCCGGAGGAUGCAGAUAUAGAUUUAAAAGAUGCUCUUGAAAUAGACCCAUCAAAUACCAAAGCACUGUAUCGCAGAGCUCAAGGAUGGCAAGGAUUAAAGGAAUAUGAUCAAGCACUGGCUGAUCUUAAGAAAGCUCAGGAGAUAGCACCAGAAGAUAAAGGUAAGUUGGCAGUUUUUGUAGCGAAAAUUCAUUUUGUCCUUCUAGAAUUUAUCCUCAUGAACCACUGUAUCCUUUGCCACUUAGAUAUUCAUUUGUUCAGCAGAUACUAUAGAAUGCCUGUCAGUGAACAAGGUGCCUGCCUCCAGAGAGCUUCCAUUUCAGGCUCUCUCCUGACCACUCAUGUUUACAUAUCUGAA
This is a messenger RNA of Hipposideros armiger (great roundleaf bat), 981 nucleotides long. It is a transcript of the gene PPID, whose product is annotated as peptidylprolyl isomerase D. The annotation marks the transcript as partial. Lineage: Eukaryota; Metazoa; Chordata; Mammalia; Chiroptera; Hipposideridae. The transcript is spliced from 6 exons. Gene Ontology annotation, biological process: protein peptidyl-prolyl isomerization; protein folding. Gene Ontology annotation, molecular function: cyclosporin A binding; protein binding; peptidyl-prolyl cis-trans isomerase activity. Gene Ontology annotation, cellular component: cytoplasm; cytosol. The record is from RefSeq and is a predicted model, not a curated record.